UGCGCGGUCGGCUACUGCUUCUCGCUGGGGCUCUGCUGAUUGUACUGGGCCGGAGGUGUCCCGGGGCCUCGGCCUCACACAAGGCGGCAGCUGGGGGCGGGGGGAGCGGGGAACGGGCCGACAACUUGUCUCCUUCACUGCUAGCAUGGAGCCCUGAUCUCCCCUCACGGGGCUCCCCGGUCACACUGAGGCCUAAAGCUGGAAUGAGCCAUUGAGGGGGGAGUCCGGGAGAUCUGGGGAGCAGCGCUGACAUCAUGGCUCAGGAGAAGAUGGAGCUGGACGUGGUGGAGAUCCCGGGGGAUGGCAGCCUCAGGAGGUCCAAUAGCGCCCCCCAUAUCAACGGGCUCAGUGAUCACUCUUUGGUAUUUCAGCCAUACGCAUCCAGAGCGCGCAGGAACAGCACGACUGUAGUGAAUCGCCAGAGUGUGAUCCCAACAUCUUCUCCCAUCCGUAUUCCGAGCAGCAGAUUAUAUCAGCUUAAAAGGGAGGAAGGUGUGGACUUGAUGAAUCGUGAAACAGCACGUGAGAGGGAGAUCCAGACUGCAAUGCAGAUGAGCCUGUCCUGGGAGGAAAGCUUCAGUCUGAGUGACAAUGAUCUUGAUAAACUGGAUAAAUCUUCUUCUCCAAAGCGUAUUGACUUUGCACCAGUGUCGCCUGCUCCCUCACCCACCAGAGGAAUUGGGAAGCAAUGUUUUUCUCCAUCUCUUCAAAUGUUUGUGAGCAGUAAUGGCCUGCCUCCGAGCCCGAUCCCCAGUCCUACAAGACGCUUCUCCACCAGAAGGAGUCAGAGUCCUAACUGCAUACGUCCAAGUGCCCUCGGCCCUAUAAAGAGGAAAGUUGAAAUGGAAAUAGAGAGUCAACCAAAGAGACUGUUUCAAGGUACAACCAACAUGCUUUCUCCUGAUGUCACUCAUCUCUCCGAUUUCAGUUGCCUUUCAUCAGACCUUGACAGCAGCAGUAGUAUCGGUUCCUCAUCUGACUCUACAGCCAAGGAAAGCUGUGUGACUGACUCCCCUGCAGCCUGUUCCAACUCCUGCUCUUCAUUCAUAUCACUGGAUGAUCUGUCACCCAAAUGAAAUGGCACAAGACCCCAGACCAUGAUCUCUCCAACCCUAAUAUUUAAAGACUGUGGUGGAAAGUCAGGAAAGCCGGUCAUCUCCUCUCCUUAAACCCUGUAUCAUUUUUGUUUUGUUUUUAUUUUUUCUCUCCCCCCAAAUCUUUGUUUUGUGUACAUAUAUAUAUAUAUUUUUCUAAUCCUCCCUCCAGCCUGAAGGACUGUUACAGGACUCUUGAACAGUGGCGUGAGGGGUGGUGAUUUGUGUACAGAAUGCUAUGUACAGUACAAUGCCAUGCACCUGCUUGUUCCAGGUAUUUAUCCAGAACAUGAAUUUUGAAGUACCGGUAUAAUUUUUGUUUUAUUUAUUGUUUAUGAAGUAAUAUAAGCAGACUAAGAAUGUUAUUUAAUUUAGAUUUUGCCAUUAAAAGUGGCCACUUUUUAGGGAGCAAACAGUAGGUAGAUGGGGUUCCACCCCAUGGCAAUAGCUUUCGGUGAAGGGGGGGGGGGCGUCGGCGCAUAAGGAUCUUCUGUGGAUUUUCAAAACUUCAUCCACAUCUUACACACUUUUUCUGCACAGA
This is a messenger RNA of Hyla sarda, 1635 nucleotides long. RefSeq names its product PPP2R1A-PPP2R2A-interacting phosphatase regulator 1-like. The transcript has 10 exons. The record is from RefSeq and is a predicted model, not a curated record. Gene Ontology annotation, molecular function: protein serine/threonine phosphatase inhibitor activity. Lineage: Eukaryota; Metazoa; Chordata; Amphibia; Anura; Hylidae. The coding region runs from base 255 to 1076 and encodes 273 amino acids.